CCAAAAAUAUGCAUGGAGUACUUUUAAUAGACAAUUUUCAUGCCCGAUGAGAAAUUGAUUUGAAGCAAUUUUUUUCAUAUCCGACCCUGAAACACAAUCUAUUUGGGGUGAUGGCAUUGGAGUGCUCAUCUGACUGCGAGUGUCCUAACUGUCUGGAAGAUGCUCAGAGUGAGUCUGACUGGAAUCUCUGUUCCAAAGCAAGAGAAAAUAGCUCCUUACAUUCAAGAUCAAGGAAGAAACCCCUGAUGCCUUUUGGCUUACAGACUUGUCCUCCCCAGUGUCACUUCACUAGGCCAGAGAAUGACACAGAUGACUCAACACCUCCUCCUCCGGAAGAAGAGGGCUCUGUUGGGUUUUCCCAACACAGUUCUCUCAGGCUGAGCCCUGACAACAUUCGAAGGAAACUCAAACCAUCAAGAGAGCUGACUGUCCAAGAUUUGCUGAGAGAGUUUGGGGUCAGUGGAAAACUCCCACCUAACUCCGUGUCUGUGGGUCACUUCAGAGAUCACGUGGUUUUGAAGUUCCGACGAGCUCUGUACUACUCUGGACUCUGGGUGUCCCAUGUCCAGGGCUACAGAUGUGAAAAUCACUUUUCAGCUAAAUAUUUUCAAAACAAUCCCGGUAGCCUGCGUCGCCUGGUUCCUUGGCUAAAACGGGAACUAAGAGCUGUCUAUGGGGAUUAUGGCUACACAGUGAAAAAUAUUCUAGCUGCCAUCCUCCAUCAUAUGACUGAAUAUGAUUUGGACAGUGAGUCUUUCAUUCACCUUUUGGAACCUUAUCUUCUACAGCAUACUCACCAUUUCCUCCAUGAGUUUAUCAGUUUUGUUAAUUCGCCUUACAACAUGAAGAUCUAUGACCAACGAGCCAUUUAUGAGUGUCCUUCUCUUUCAGCAUGGGAGAAAAAGAAAUCUGUUGCUUUAGAUCCUAUUUUGCCUUUGCUUAAAGACCAUGAAACCAUGAUGUCUCAGCAUGAUAAAAAGCAGUCUAAAAACAACCAAGGUCAGUGUAAGAAAGAAGUCAGGUCUGAGUCUCACUUGAAACAGUUUCCAAAUGGUAACUCUUUUUUGAAAAAUUUUGAUGUUCCACUAGUCCAUCACAAACAAGCAAGCAAAAUCCAUGUUUGGAGCAAAACUAAACCAGAAUCAGGCACAGAUUCUCCUGAUGAUGUGCCUCUAAGCUGGGCUAUGCAAAGAGAAAGUAGUCCAGGAAUGCUUACUUGCAAAAAGCAUAUUCAAGAGAAAAAUACCGAAGGGAUGAGGUUGCAACCCAGUCACAUUCAAGAUGUAAAGAAGACUGAAACAAUGGCACAGGCCUUCAGCUCUCCAGAAAUUUCUAAUCAGGAACAACUGCAGAAGUUCAAUCUAAGAGAAGGAAGGAUUUUGCACAGUGGCUCCCAGGCAAAUUUCCAGAAAAAACAAAUAGAAAAUACCAAAUCCUCAGAUUCCUCACCAAAAGUUUUUCAGAGGCUAUCCAGAGAAAGAGCCGUGAUAAACUGCAAACCUAGAAAGAGAGAUCCUUCUUGCAGUUGCAUCUCAGAAAAUUCCCUUUCUCCUAACAGAAAUGGUAGAAAGCUAAGUUCUUUCAGAAAGAAACCAUCAAAGCACAGACCUUCUUCCCGGUUUAUUGAAGGUGGUUUGCGUCACAGUAGAAGAACUGAAAGGCAAAGGAGAUCCAGUACUCAGAGAUCCAAAUCCUGGUGUGGACGCAGAAGAUCUGAAGGCAGAGAGUCAGUAGGUCAGGAAAUAAGUCACGGAUGUGGACCCUUAGCCCACAGUGUAGUGUGUGAGUCCCCAAAAGAAGAGAAUGUGCAUGGCCAUGAACCCAGCUAUAAGGAGGUCCCGUUCGCCCUGGUUCAAUCUCUGAAACUUUCCUCAGCAACUGAGAGGAGGCCCAAAUGUCCUUCUAAAGAUGACAGUACUUCCCAAACUCAGAGCCCCUGUAACAGUGCCUCCUGCCUAACUAUUGGGAAACAAAGAUCCCCCAGUAAAGGGGACAUGAAGCAAAAAGCCACGUUGCCUAGAGGUAGAAGAACCAGAAGAGUCAGACACCAGAGAAACAAAAGUCAGCAUUCAGAUAUAGAAACCAGAGGGGAAUUCAGUGAUGAUCCUGGAAUUCUGGAUGACACAGGGCUGAAGAGUGUUUUUUCUGAACGUGCAGCUUUCUGUAGGAGGCGUUGUUCCCAAUACCAGAGGUCUUCAGAAAUAUCAUAGAGUUAACAACAAAUGAAGAGGAGAUCUCA
Molecule: messenger RNA, 2239 nt
Organism: Cavia porcellus (domestic guinea pig)
Lineage: Eukaryota; Metazoa; Chordata; Mammalia; Rodentia; Caviidae
Product: E3 ubiquitin-protein ligase Topors-like
Exons: 1
Coding region: 111-2210 (699 amino acids)
Biological process (GO): protein polyubiquitination; protein monoubiquitination
Molecular function (GO): ubiquitin protein ligase activity
Source: RefSeq, a predicted model, not a curated record